AUGACCCCGUUCUUCGGUCGAGUCCGGGCGGCUGUCUCGCGCCGGGGAAAGCGAGCAUCCUCCUUCAAUAUAGGACCCAAGGAGUCACCCUGGAAGCGACUUCCCGAUAACGUUUUUGUGGUUCUACUAGCGCUCUGUGAGAUCGACGAUAUUGCUAGUCUCACUCUAGCCUGUCGAUUAUUGCACCACCGAAUUUCAAAGAAUGAGUUCAUGAUCGCACAGACUUAUCUCAACCUACGUAGGCAGAAGUGGACCAGGCAAAACGAAAAUGACGCUGGCCUCAGCCUCUCACCAGGGGAUGAUUUGACAUUUAUCUCCGAGCUUUUCCCACCCCCACCACCUCAGUAUGCCGUGGGCGAGCACUACUACAGUGAUGCCGAGUAUUCACUGGCAUAUAUAGCCGAUCUCAGGAGGUGUUGGACGACCUGCAUACAGCUAUCCUAUCACUUGGCUGAUCAUGCAGUUCGACAUCAUCUAGAGACAGAUGCCAUUGCCCGCCCACUCUGGCGUUCGUCCAAAACGGAGAAGGAAUUCAUUUACAGCAAAGUGCUUACGCUAUAUUUUUUUCUCGAAUCCUCUGCAGCCGAGGGCCCAGUAUGGGAUUGCCCUGCAUCUGAUCAAUUCAUCAAUCUCUCUAGCUCUGUUGAAAAACAGCAAAAGAUUCUCGAGGGGCCGCCAUUCAACGACACCCAAAUUCUUAUUUCGACUCAGCAUUGCAUGCAACUGCUAUGCUCUACCGUCCGACGACUCAUGAACCCAGAUUUCCCCUAUUCAUCCUCGGAAAGCUGGAUGAGUCUUCUUCUGUUCACGUCAACCUUGGAACGCAUCGAUCAAUUCUUCAAAGCCGUUGCAAUGGACGAAAAUAAGAAGGAUAACAUGCCACCAAACUCAGGUUGGUCCCAUCGCAAGGAGUUUAUGUGGCAGAUGCGCGAAGACCUAGGUCACUAUCUGGCUUCCAGUGGGCCGCUUAUUGCUGGAACACCAGCGAUUCAACCGAAACUUGAUCAUAUUUGGUUUGGCGCUGCGUAUCGUGAAUUGGCCGAACGAGGAGCGAUUCCACAUUUGACCGAUGAGCCAGUUCCCAUCCUUCGUGGGUCUACAAUAGCCCUCCGCUGUAUACAUUGCUGGGAGGAGGGCUAA
Messenger RNA from Penicillium manginii, 1140 nucleotides. RefSeq lists its product as uncharacterized. The record is from RefSeq and is a predicted model, not a curated record. The coding region runs from base 1 to 1140 and encodes 379 amino acids. NCBI's taxonomy places the organism in Eukaryota, Fungi, Ascomycota, Eurotiomycetes, Eurotiales, Aspergillaceae. The transcript is spliced from 2 exons.